AAGCUUCAACGCGAAGGAACUUAUUCGCCCACUCAAAUUUUACAAAACCCUAAAAAGAUAUAGUAAUAAAAACAAAAAGAGAGAUAAAGGGAGAAUGUGAUGAGGGAAAAAUAAAAAUUAAACAAGCUAAAGUUCCUCUCUUCUUUAAUUCCUUCGUCUUCUUUCUUCUUUUUCCUCUCUUUCUCUUUGUUGAAUGCUCUGGUAUUCCCUUCUUCUCUCUUUAUUGUGAUUCUCCCCCCAUAUAUUUCCAAAAAACCCAUCAACCUUUAUUAAAGAUAAAGAGUAAAGACAUCAAAGAAAAAGAAUUGAACCAUGGUUUUCUCUUCUUUUCCAGUCUAUUUAGAUCAUCCUAAUUUGCACCAGUUACAACAACAGCCUGAUCAUCAGCAAGGAAACCCUGGCCUUGACAAUCCUCAGCUUCCGCCUCUCCUGCCACCCACUCAGAUGGGUGGCGGGCUGGGCUCGAUCAGGCCCGGUUCUAUGGUCGAUCGAGCCCGGAUGGCCAAGCUUCCGCUUCCAGAAGCUGGCCUAAAGUGUCCAAGGUGCGAAUCCUCGAAUACUAAGUUCUGCUACUACAACAACUACAACCUUUUGCAGCCACGUCAUUUCUGUAAGAACUGCCGCCGUUAUUGGACGAAAGGGGGUGCCUUGAGAAACGUGCCGGUGGGAGGCGGCUGCCGGAGGAAUAAAAGAAGUAAAAGCAGUAACAACAACAAUAACAACUCAAAAGCAACAGGAGGAGGGCAAAUGGGUAAUUCUAAUACUACAACAAGGGCAAGUCCUUCAAGUUGUAGCAUGGAAAUGACUGGACACCACUUUUCACAAGCAUCUACACAAUUUACACCCCUUAUGGCUGCUUUCCAAAACCUAAAUAAUUAUGGAGGAUUUCAGCCUCCUCUUGGUGAAAUGGGAUUUCAGAUAGGGAGUACUAAUAAUAGCAACAAUUUAUUGCCAUCUUUGGCAGCUAACUUUGAGCAUCAUCCAACAAAUUUGUACCCUAAUUUUCAAGCUGAUCAAGGUACUAGUAUUGAAGCAUCAAACGGGGUUUCUCAAGUGAAAAUGGAGGAUAAUAAUCGACAAGGGAUGAAUUCAACCAAACAGUUUUUGGGUACUCUUGAAAAUAAUCAAUAUUGGGGUGGUGCAAAUGCAAAUUCUUGGACGGGAUUUUCUACUCUCAAUAACUCAUCUACAACCAGCCAUCUUCUAUAAUCAUAUGUUAACUUCAAAUCUUGAAGCUUCUCACGUUGUUCAGUUCUCAAGCUAAAGUGGAAAUGACUCGUGGAUGGUAAUUAACUUCAAAAUAAUCAGCCCUAAUGUUAGAUGAAAGUGAAGAUUCCCUUAAAGGUUCUUGCCAGUGGCGGAGCCACAGUGCUGGCUAGCUACGGAUUCAACAAAACUCAUAAACUAAAAGUUCUAGCUCCGCCUCUGAUUCUUGUCUCAUCAUGACCGUGUUGUUGUCGAGGAGCAAUCAGUGAGAUGCAUGGUAGGUUUUGUUUUGGAUUGCUCUAAAUUAAAUAUAUCUUUGUGAUGUUUGUUUCUUUACUGUGUUGUAAUUUUUUUGGAGGUUCUUUUACGAUGUAUGUGAAGUUAUGUGAGUUUGGUAUCUGA
Messenger RNA from Lycium ferocissimum, 1608 nucleotides. RefSeq names its product dof zinc finger protein DOF2.4-like. Gene Ontology annotation, molecular function: DNA binding; DNA-binding transcription factor activity. The record is from RefSeq and is a predicted model, not a curated record. The transcript is spliced from 2 exons. Bases 313 to 1209 code for a protein of 298 amino acids. NCBI's taxonomy places the organism in Eukaryota, Viridiplantae, Streptophyta, Magnoliopsida, Solanales, Solanaceae. Gene Ontology annotation, biological process: regulation of DNA-templated transcription.